CAUUUUUAUAUAUAUGUGCUUAUAAGCGUUUGUCUGCGCAUAUUAAAAUGUUACAUGUCUAUUAUUGAUCCCAUUGAUAAUUGAAUAAAUAAAAUUUCCAAAAAUUGUUUAUUAAAAAUUAAAAGUUUUCUUAUUCUCUGAUCAAGACAAGUGAAUGCAAAUGAGAGGAUUGCUUAAAAAAUUAAAAAGAAAAAUAAAAUUCAAAAAUGCUUUAGUGAUUUAAAUUUAAAACGUUUGUAAUAACCUACGUGAUUUAUAGUGUUCCGCCGGCAAUCGCUUCAAAUCGUCAAGUUGUUGUGCCAUUGAUUUAAAAGUUCGUUUUCUACUACGCACUGUUCAAUCGGCUUUCAUCCAAUGAAUAUAAUACCAAAAUCUCAACUAAGUCGAAUAGUAAAUUUGCCAUUAAAACUUCAAAUAUUAUUGAAUCUCUAUAUUAAUAAAGAAGAAGAAAAACAAAAACGAUAACAAUAAUGAUUGCAGCUACGACUAAUGCGCUUACACAACAAGUAAAUACUGCAUUAAGUAGAACUAUAGACGGAGGACUCGGAGGACUCCGCCAUGAUGUUGUUGCAGAUGUGCGUACCAAACAAGUGCUACGUGAAGCGGUUGAUGCCGUUGUGCAAAGCUUUUCCAAUCAUACACGAGGCUACGGUCGUGUCAAUGUUGUUGAAGCCUUACAAGAGUUUUGGCAAAUUAAACAAGCCCGCGGUGCUGACUUGAAAAACGGGGCGUUAGUGAUUUAUGAAUCGGUACCAUCAAACAGUCAGCCGUAUGUGUGCUACGUCACCUUACCGGGGGGCAGUUGUUUUGGCAGUUUUCAGAAUUGCCCCACAAAAGCUGAAGCACGUCGCAGUUCGGCAAAGAUAGCUCUAAUGAAUUCAGUUUUUAACGAGCAUCCAUCGAGGCGCAUUACCGAUGAAUUCAUAGAAAAGGCAGUGCAAGAUGCUAGAGCAUCUUUCAAAGGAAACCUGAAGGAAGGGGACGGUCCAGAUACGGGAAUUGGGGCCUUCAGGUUUAUGUUGGAAGCCAAUAAAGGGCGUACCAUGUUGGAAUUUCAAGAAUUAAUGACCGUUUUUCAACUCCUACAUUGGAAUGGCUCAUUGAAGGCUAUGCGCGAACGUCAAUGUUCCCGGCAGGAAGUUGUGGCCCAUUAUUCAAAUCGUAGUUUGGACGAUGAUAUGCGCGCUCAAAUGGCUUUAGAUUGGAUUGCCCGUGAACAAGAAAGUCCCGUGCUUGGCUUAGAGAUGGCACAAGCUGAAAGGGAAUUAGAAACGGCGCGUUUAGCUGGACGGGAGUUAAGAUUCCCUAAGGAGAAAAAAGAUAUUCUGAUGUUGGCUCAUAACCAACUAGGCGGCAAUGCUAACACUACCGGCAUUAACUGUUAAUACCGCCAUUAACUAAGAAAGAAGUACUUCAUUCCGAGUCAUAACUUGGCUCUUCAAUAAUAUAUUUAUAUGUACUUAUGUUAUUUUGAACUGAAAUUUAUAGAUAAACUUAUUGACAUUUACAAUUAAGCUUAGUUUAGGGAUUUUACUGCAAAUUUUAAAUACGCCUUCUCAAUUUGUUUAAAAUACCAAGACUUAAUCGGUAAUCUUUUUAUAAUAAUAAACAUCAAACUGAUCUCGAAAUUAUAAGAAUUGUUCCUGCGAUUAUCGAGAGUUUCGUGUUUAAAUAUAUUUUUAUUUAUUUAUUUUUUUUUUGUUAAUUGAGUUAACUCUCUGGGACAUUUAUAUUAUGUUCGUCAUCUUGCCAUAAAUUACUUUAAAUAUUAGUCACAAAAAAUUCGCUAAGAUUCUUUAAAAAUAUUUUUAAAUGAGCGGACAUGAAACAAAAGCAAAUGAUAUCUUGAAUGAAGGCGUCUAUUGCCCUAUGCAAAUGUGAACUGAUUUAGAACUGAUUAAG
This is a messenger RNA of Glossina fuscipes, 1902 nucleotides long. It is a transcript of the gene lft, whose product is annotated as protein limb expression 1 homolog. The transcript is spliced from 6 exons. Lineage: Eukaryota; Metazoa; Arthropoda; Insecta; Diptera; Glossinidae. The coding region runs from base 471 to 1385 and encodes 304 amino acids. Gene Ontology annotation, biological process: autophagosome maturation. The record is from RefSeq and is a predicted model, not a curated record. Gene Ontology annotation, cellular component: cytoplasm.